CCCUCUCUACCAGGGUGGGUAAUAAAAAGAGCGGGUAACAUGCAGCAGAUACUCCCUAAGCGCGCGCACAUAUGCGCGGAGACGCGGCAAGUUCCGCCUGCAGACGCCGACGGCGCUACUGCCCCGACUCGCCAGCAAGAGCUCCGCCGCCUGCAGCUCCAGGAAUGGCGCGCGUGCGCCCACCCGUGCCGUCACAGUCACGUGCUGAGGCGUUCAGCGUGGGCCGGGAGGCAGGCUUUGACUGACAGGCUGGGUGACUUGUCAUCGGGAAGCAAUCUCCGGGCUUCGGGCGCAGAGGUUGUUGAUUGGAACUCCCCCAGCCGGGGGCGGGCUCUUCGCCGUCCUGGUUACUAUGACGCCCGGCCCCCGCCCCCUCGGCUGGCCGCCAUCUUGUUGUUGAUCCGUACCCAGUGGGCAGAGCCGGGAGCUGGACCGAGCGGCCGGUGCGGGGCCGCUGCUGCGGGGCUCAGCUACUGCGCCGCCUGCCAGGGGGCGGGCCGAAGCUUGGAGGCCCGGGGGCCCAGCUCCCGGGGGGAGCCGCGGGCGCCCGCUGCCCAGGCCGGGCCGCAGCUCUGCAGGGAGCACCCUGGGACCUCCUGCUGCCUCCGGCCGCCAGCUGGUGGAGGGCGCGCAGCCUGGGCUUCGUGUUGUCAUCAGCAGAACAGGAGAGCAGCCACUUCCUGGUUGGCCAGUGCUUGAAAGAGGAAUAAGCUGAGCAGACGCCCACUGUUGGCUUUUGAUUUGCCAAGGCCUGUACCCACGCUCCUCUCGCGGCCCAUGUGCUGCAUCCUCUGCCCUCAGUGUGCAGCCGGCCCCCAACGCAAUGUGUGUUUGUCAAACCAUGGAAGUGGGGCAGCAUGGCAAGAAUGCCAGCCGGGCCGCAGACCGGGGAGUCCUCCUGGAGCCCUUCAUCCACCAGGUGGGUGGGCACAGCAGCAUGAUGCGCUACGACGACCACACCGUGUGCAAGCCCCUCAUCGCCCGGGAGCAGCGCUUCUACGAGUCCCUCCCUCCUGAGAUGAAGGAGUUCACCCCUGAAUACAAAGGUGUGGUGUCUGUCUGUUUUGAAGGAGACAGUGACGGUUACAUCAACUUGGUGGCCUACCCCUACGUGGAGAGUGAGGCCGUGGAGCAGGAUGCCACCCCAGAGCGGGAGCAGCCUCGGCGCAAACACUCGCGCCGGAGCCUGCACCGGUCAGGCAGCGGCAGUGAGCACAAGGAGGAGAAGGCCACCCUGGCCCUCGAGGCCUCCGGGAGCUCUCAGGAGGCAAAGGGCCCGAAGGUGGAGCUGCACGGCCACUCAGACGUUCCUUUCCAGAUGCUGGACGGCAACAGUGGCCUGAGUUCUGAGAGGAUCAGCCACAACCCCUGGAGCCUGCGCUGUCACAAGCAGCAGCUGAGCCGCAUGCGCUCCGAGUCCAAGGACCGGAAGCUCUACAAGUUCCUCCUGCUUGAGAACGUGGUGCACCACUUCAGGUACCCCUGCGUGCUGGACCUGAAGAUGGGCACGCGGCAGCAUGGGGACGACGCUUCAGCCGAGAAGGCGGCCCGGCAGAUGAGGAAGUGUGAGCAGAGUACAUCGGCCACACUGGGCGUCAGGGUCUGUGGCAUGCAGGUGUACCAGCUGGACACAGGGCAUUACCUCUGCAGAAACAAGUACUAUGGCCGUGGGCUCUCCAUCGAAGGCUUCAGCAGCGCCCUCUACCAGUACCUGCACAACGGCCUGGACCUGCGGCGUGACCUUUUUGAGCCCAUUCUGAGCAAACUGCGGGGCCUGAAAGCUGUGCUGGAGCGGCAGGCCUCCUACCGCUUCUACUCUAGCUCCCUGCUUGUCAUCUAUGACGGCAAGGAGUGCCGCGCCGAGUCCUGCCUGGACCGCUGCUCUGAGGUGCGUCUCAAGCACCUGGACACGGGGCUCCCUGAGGGAGCAUCGCCCAGCACCAGCACCAGCGGCGCCUGCCCCGAGGUGGGCCUCUCCUCCCCACCCAAGGUGGACGUCCGCAUGAUUGACUUUGCACACAGCACGUUUAAGGGCUUCCGGGAUGACCCCACCGUGCAUGACGGGCCGGACCGAGGCUAUGUGUUUGGCCUGGAGAACCUGAUCAGCAUCAUGGAGCAGAUGCGGGACGAGAACCAGUAGGUCCAGCUCUGGGCCCCCAGGACCCUUCCCUCCCCACCUGCAGUCAGGGACCACUGCUCUGACUGAACUCGCUGUGAGGACCCACAGAUUUGCUUUUAAAGGGUUAUAUUUCUCUUUGGUGUAAACUAAAAGAAAUGUUUUUAGCUGUAGCCUGGAAUCCAUAUACAUAAAGUGAAGGAGGCCAGAACGCAUACCCUCUCAGCCAGGCUUCUUAGCUCUGCGGCUUUGCUGUGUCCAGGCUGACCUAGGAAGGAGGAGGUGCCCCUGGGGGGCUUGGAGGCAGGGCCAGGGUGCCUUGGACAUUGGUUUCCCUUGCUGAGGUCUUUGGGAUCUGUGGCUGCAGGGCCCAUUGGUUGCCAUGCCCAUUUAGCUCUUGUUCAUCAGAAUUAGAGGGGCUGAGUGGCACUCCUUGGCACAUGAACCUGCUCCUCUUCUGCCUGCACGUCCCAGUCACCCUUGCUCCCCGAGGUCCUCUUGCCCCACUGAAGGGGGCUCCUGCUUUCUGCCUAGGAGUCUGUCCCAGCAACCCCAGGCCCUGUGGCUCUCGUGCAGACAGUGGAGUUCUUGUGCCGGGGGUGGGGUCCCCUGGGUACGGGCCUUGCGGCCUCUGGGUGGGCUGCCCUGCCCGGUGCUCAGGCUGUGGUCCGCAGGCCUCCCCUUUCCCCAGGCCAAGCUCGAGGCAACAUCCCAUCGUGAGGAGCUCCAGGCUUGCGAGGGAGAACUUCCAGUCCAUCUGCUCGUAGGGACACUGCGUGGGCCCUGGUACAGGCACCUGGAUUUUGCUGUGAGAGUUUGGGGCCCCCGUCUCUUCAUAUCUCGGCCAGCCACUCUCUUGGUCCCUUUCCCUGGGGUAUGGCCUUGCUCAUUAGUGAUACUGAUUUCCUUCACGCUUUCCUCAGCAAAAUGCCCAGCCCUUUCCGAGGUGAGCUUUGACUGUGACCUUCCUCAGCAGGUGCUGUUUUUAUAAAAACGUGGAAGCAAAAGCAGUGGUAGGAAGUGUUGCCCUGCUGCCCAGCUCCCUCUCUGUGGGCCUGGAGUGUGGCGACACGGGCAGUGGUACAGUGAAGGCCAAGGGCCAGCCCCUUCCUUUCCCGUGGUUUUAGUAAUUUUUGCUGCCAGCCCUUUAUGGCACAGAGACCUGCCGCUUCCAGCACGUGGCCAGGUGGCCCUGCAACUCACCUAGCCGUUGCUGGCGAUAACGCUCUCACCUGAGCCGGUGCCACAGUCAUGAUCCCUUUGGCAUGUCCCUGUUUGGGCAUUAAAAGUGAGCCUGCCAGCCUGUGUCUGUGAGAGGCCUCGCUAACUGAUGGACUGAUUUCCUGGUCCUUAGAGAUGCAGCCUCAUGCGUCUUCAGUGGGCUCCUUGUUAGAUCCCCAUGUCGGCUCUCUGACUCUGGGGCCUGUUCCUUGGGGCUGGGAGGGGCAGCUUGCAGGUUUCUGGUCAGGAAUGACCAUCUCCUCUCCUCUUAUCUGUGGCUUCAGCCAUAGGAGCAGGCAGGGGCUCUUUGUUAGCCAUUUCCUGGCAGGGCAGAAGCUAAGACAGUCUGGGGCCACUUGGAAUCCCCUUGACAGAACCCAUUCAGCUUGGGGAGGUGCUGUGCCUCCUGAGUUCCUCGUUCUGGGAGCACAUGCUGUCCUGUGCUGCUCCUCACAGCCAGAGAGGUUGUAGUUACAUUCAGUGUUUUCUUGGCAGAAGGGCCUGGGAUUUGCUGCUUCUCCCCCAGGGCAGAGCCUUUUUUUUCAGCACUUCUAAUAUUUGGAGACCCAGAUGUUGCCUGGCUGGUGGUGGGUGUGUGUGUACUGUACUCUGCCACUACUUUCUCCCUGCCAGGCCCUGCCUUCUAGCCCCAACUUGGGACCAAAGUGCAAGGUGGGAUUACAGGACGCUCACGUGACCCCAAUGUGCUUCCCUGGGCCAAGAGGACACUAGUCCUCUGGGCUUAAAGAGGAAGGGGACCAGUGUCCGCAGCUUGCCAGGGACCCCACCCCCGCCCCCCUCACCUGGGGACCUGUGCGUUGGGUGUGGGGAUUCUUCCUGUGGGGCCAAAGCCCUGGGCUAGGUCAGUAGCCCCUGCCCACUUGCUCUCACCCGGCCACGUGCCCACCCCUAGAUGCAGACUGCUUUGAACUACAGCUGUUCGACUUGGUUUUGUCGCGCCGACGUAAAAAAAGUGUUAACAAGGAAAGCAAUGGGAGCACCCUGGGGAGGACCAGGCUCCUGAGCUUCCGCGCCUCCAGGAUCGGCCCUGCGCUCCACCUGGAAGCCCCCGCCACCUGCGCCUUCUCUCGGGACCUUGCCUGCGGGGGUGCUGGGCCGCGGCCGCGCCUAUGUGUACACCCAGCGUCGGGCCGCCUGUGUCUGAGGUCUUGUAUGUCAAAAUAAAGCCGCUACAAACUG
Messenger RNA from Manis pentadactyla (Chinese pangolin), 4537 nucleotides. It is a transcript of the gene IP6K1, whose product is annotated as inositol hexakisphosphate kinase 1. Gene Ontology annotation, cellular component: nucleus; cytoplasm. The transcript has 7 exons. The record is from RefSeq and is a predicted model, not a curated record. NCBI's taxonomy places the organism in Eukaryota, Metazoa, Chordata, Mammalia, Pholidota, Manidae. Bases 824 to 2140 code for a protein of 438 amino acids. Gene Ontology annotation, molecular function: inositol hexakisphosphate kinase activity. Gene Ontology annotation, biological process: phosphatidylinositol phosphate biosynthetic process; inositol phosphate biosynthetic process.